AUGAACUCUGUUUGUCUCUUAUAUACUAUUUACCCCCAAAAAGAAAAUGUUUGUAGCGUAUGUAAACAAAAGAAAAACGCCCCCCAGAAAAAACCAUGUCCACCACCAUGCAAGUAUUGUCAAACACUGCCAAUGGCAACAAAGAGAAAAGUGUACAUUACACUAUCAGAGUCUGCAACCAAGAUAGUAGAUCUACUCCCGUCCAAUAAGGGAAGACAGUCGUUAGUACUAGGUUUAAUCGAGGCAUAUAAAUUGAUAGACUUGUGUGAUGGAACUAUAGAUAUUUAUCCCGCUCAAACUAAAGAUCUUACAACAUAUCACGACGACGAGUUUGUUAAACAUUUGAUGGGACCUCGAACAUUUCUAGAUAAAAAUUUCAACAAAAUUGAUAAGGCAGAAACAGAUUUAACAAAUGUUGUAAUAGAGGAAAAUGAUCUAGAUGAGAAAUAUGGACUAACUUUCGAUUGUUAUCCAUUCCCAUCUUUGGACUUAUAUGUGCAGUUAACUGCAGCUUCUAGUAUAAAUGCUGCUAGAAAAAUAGUUCAACAGGUCAAGGAAACCAAUGAUCAAAUAAUUGCAGUGAAUUGGUAUGGAGGAAGACACCAUUGCCACAAAUCUCAUGCAGCUGGGUUCUGCUAUGUGAAUGAUGUGGUACUAUCAAUUAAUAUUCUACGUAAAAAUUUGGGUUCUGUGUUUUAUCUUGAUUUAGAUUUGCAUCAUGGGGAUGGGGUUGAAAACGCAUUCAAGUUUUCCAAAAAAGUUGCUACUUGUUCGAUACAUAGAUAUGAUAUUGGAUUCUAUCCUGGUACUGGGAGUUUAAAAAGCUCUAGGGAGAAUACAUACAAUAUUCCAACUGAGAAGGGGCUAAAUGAUUCUAGUAUGUUAUGGAUAAUCAAAGAAAUUGUAGCUCCCUUGAUACUGAAUUUUGGCCCAAGGGCUAUUGUCAUUCAAUGUGGUUGUGAUGGAUUGGCUCUAGAUACACAUAAGGAAUGGAAUAUGACUAUUAAGGGGUAUCGUGACAGUAUAGACUGGAUACUAAGUCAUUUUAGUGAAAUUCCAAUAAUGUUAUUAGGUGGUGGAGGGUACAGCCAUACAGAGACAGCAAAAUGUUGGACAUAUCUUACAGGUCUGGUUCUAGGGGUCAGUGAUAUCGAUACAUGGGAUAUACUACCAGAACACAAAAAUUUAGAUGCAUAUGAAAAAGAUGGUUUCAGAUUUUGGACGGAUCACAAUUCAGGUCCUAGUAAAAUGAAAGAUCACAAUAGUGUAGAAUAUUUAAAUGACAUUAAAACCCAUUUAUUGUCUCUAUAA
This is a messenger RNA of Candida albicans SC5314, 1311 nucleotides long. RefSeq names its product histone deacetylase (gene HOS1). The transcript has a single exon. The record is from RefSeq and is a predicted model, not a curated record. NCBI's taxonomy places the organism in Eukaryota, Fungi, Ascomycota, Pichiomycetes, Serinales, Debaryomycetaceae. Bases 1 to 1311 code for a protein of 436 amino acids.